UUCUGAUUGGGGGCUGGGCUAGUAAGUACCGCAACAUUUAAACCUCUCAUUCAAUGCUGCCGAUCUAGCCAUAGAUCUGGUGGUAUUUGAUCUUUGUAUAGUGAAAUGUUCACCGAAAACAAUACUGUACGGUACCGCCAAUAACUCCUACAAGAAGAAGAAUUGUAUGCGGUAUUUGCACAGUUUAGUAUAGUGUGUAUAAUUUGACAUCAUUUGAUUCCGUAAAGUUUUGCGGUUGUAGCUGCAUUUCAGCAACAGGUUGUGGGUGUGUCGUUGCACGGAGGACCGUCCCCUUGUCAGCCGAAGGGGGCGGACAGGCUGACGGUGGCUCUUCUGGGACCGCACCCCACCGGCCUACAGCACCUUCCAGUACAAAGCAGGAGCCAAGUUGUCGCUGCUUGGUCGGACUCGGAUCCGCGACGCCGUUCUCGCUGCGAUCGGGGAGCGUGUGAAGCGGCCUGGACAGAUCAGCGUCGGGGCGCCGCAGCAGCUCGCGCUUUGCGCCCAUGUGUGCGCGCUGCCCGUCGCGUGACAUUCACGCGCGUUCGGUGAGCGCGUCCGGAUCCCGUGUAGAGAUCGCACCUAUCUGACGUGUAAAUGUUUCAAGGCAUGGGAAUUGUUAAAUUUAUCUGAAGGACUGGAGCUUCAGUAAGUUUGCUUUCUGCAUUGAGUCCCUGACGCUUUUCCCGGAACCAUGGGCAAUGGGCUUUCAGAACACAGCAUUUUUUCGAAUCUUCAGUUUCAUUCUCUUCACAUCGCCAUUCUGGGGCUCGACUGUGCUGGGAAAACCACAGUGUUGUACAGGCUGCAGUUCAACGAAUUUUUGAACACUGUGCCCACAAAGGGAUUUAACGCGGAAAAGGUGAAAGUGACACUGGGAAGGUCCAGAUCGGUGACAUUCCACUUCUGGGACGUAGGUGGGCAGGAGAAGCUCCGUCCCUUGUGGAAGUCGUACACGCGGGGCACAGAUGGCAUCGUCUUUGUGGUGGACUCGGUGGACGCAGAGCGCAUGGAGGAGGCCAGGACGGAGCUGCACAAGAUCACCCGCCUUUCAGAGAACCAGGGUAUACCAGUGCUGGUGGUGGCCAACAAGCAGGAUCUGAGGAACUCGCUUGCACUGUCAGAGAUCGAGAAGAUGCUGGCUCUGGGUGAGCUGGGGGCUACCCCCUGGUGCCUGCAGCCCACGUGUGCCAUCAUUGGCGAGGGCCUGAAAGAGGGCUUGGACCGCUUGUACGAAAUGAUCCUCAAGCGGCGGAAGUCGCUUCGGCAACAGACAAGGAAGAGGUGAUCCUGCAGUCGGGCGACAACGAGCAGAGCUCCUCACUCGCAACACGCGGCCUGCCCCCUGCUGGGCGGUCCGGGAGUUACUGUGCGGUCAGCUCGGCUUGACCAGAGAACGCUGAAUGUCACCUGAACUUAGGCUCUUGUCCUGAGUGGAAUCUUUUUAGGUCCAUUUGGACUGACAUUAAGUCUGUUAUGGCAGAAGCUCGAGAGGAGGGGCAAGAAUGGUCAGUUUCUCAUGAGUCAGGGGGUGUUUCUUUUAAAAUAAAAGAAACAUGAAUGUGAAUUAAUUUGAAAGAAAUGUCACAAUGCAACCACUUUCUCCUGAAGAAGAACUUAGGUUUUAUAUAAAACUGACAGUGGCAUGAUUAGUGUUAGUUGACAUCCUUUCAAUCUAUAAGUAGGUGGCGUCCUGGGUAUCCUGUGAAAGAAAUGUUACAUUUCCAGGUUUUGUGCUUUUAUGUUUUCUUUUUCUUUUGUACAAUGGGGCACGAGGCGCCAUUGCUUCUGUAAAUGUGAUGCUCUUCUCAUUUUGGGUCACAAGCAGAACUUUGGGACAGGCUGAAGUAUUACACAACAUAGUUUCAUUCUACGACUUGUUUCUUUUCUGGAAUGAAAAUAAAUUGACACGUGGUGGUCAGUAGAUUGCAACCGGCAAUCUUCAUACUAUCGGUUACUUACACAGCGUGUAAGGAGAGACGUCCUUGUUCUUCAGUUUAAUUGUGGAGUCACACCAUGGUGUUGUCUUCUUGCAGCUGUCAUGUUUUUCUGUAUUCUGUCAUUUUCUUGUAAAUAAAGAAUCAGCGUGUAGCUGCUUCGAAUGAAACUCGCUCUCUUUUACAUUGCAGUCAUUUGCACUGUGGCCAUCUGAUCAUCGGAAGAAAAAUGUUUACUAUUUAGCUCUGAAAUUUAAUUAAUAAAAAGAACUUUACACCUAAA
Molecule: messenger RNA, 2220 nt
Organism: Paramormyrops kingsleyae
Lineage: Eukaryota; Metazoa; Chordata; Actinopteri; Osteoglossiformes; Mormyridae
Gene: arl4aa
Product: ADP-ribosylation factor-like 4aa
Molecular function (GO): GTP binding; GTPase activity
Source: RefSeq, a predicted model, not a curated record